Molecule: messenger RNA, 1311 nt
Organism: Hirsutella rhossiliensis
Lineage: Eukaryota; Fungi; Ascomycota; Sordariomycetes; Hypocreales; Ophiocordycipitaceae
Product: zinc finger domain-containing protein
Exons: 3
Coding region: 1-1311 (436 amino acids)
Source: RefSeq, a predicted model, not a curated record
AUGACUGCCAUCAGUCGGACUCUGGGCGAGGCCGCCAUACUUGUUGCGAGGGCUACCGGGUCGCUGUCCGAAUCCCCCUCUCCCUCAACAACGUCGACGAGCGUGCAGAGCCCCCAAUCCUCGAGUCCAGCCGGCACGAACCAGAGCAACGACAACUCCAACAAUCAGAGCGGCGGCUCCAGCUCUCCCCUCCUCUUCUUCGUCGCUCUAGGCUUCGGCGUCGUCUUCACGAACCUCUGGAUCAUUGUGGGCGUCAAAUAUUGCUUCCGGUACAAUGCCCGCAACCGUGCCAGGAUGAAUAACGAAGAUGGAGAGCCCAUCACCCUUGAAACCGUGCAGCGCCCCCACCGACGCCGCCGCGAAAAGAAGCUCAUGUCCAUGGACGAAGUCAAUGACAAGUUCCCAAUGAUGAAGUACAAGACCUGGGUCUUGGAGCGUGCCAGAGAGGGUCUCCCGACUGCCGGUGGCGUUACCGUCUCGGCCAGCCAGGCCAAUAGCAUACGCGAAGCCGACGGCAUUGUCCCCGUCAUCUCAGCAAAGGAACCGCCCUCCGUUGAUGGCCCCCGACCAUCCGACGCAACCGCCAAUCCUGCGCAGCCAGAAACCGCUGAAGCCGAAGCAAACGGAGAUGCCGAAAAAACGAAACCCAAUUCGGAACAAGCUGCCAACGCCGGCCAGACGUCCGUCUCCCGGGAGGCAGCGGCACAGGGACUGCAGCGCGUGCCCAGCGACGAGGAUGUCGAUGACGAGCACAUUGACGCUGCUCUCCCUCCCGAAUGCCUCGGCACCCCCGGCGAUACCUGCGCCAUUUGCAUCGACAGCCUCGAAGACGACGAUGAUGCAGACUACUACACGCCUAAGCCGCGGCCCAACCCCGAAGGCGAGACCACUACCACCACCAAUAGCGCCACCGUCGACAGUCACCGCAACUCCCGCGUCAAUCUCCCUAGUCGCUUGCGAGCGGCCUGGCUUCGGACCAGCAACCCCGAGGCUACCCGCCACCCAGUACACUCGAAUCCCAGGCCGCGCCGGGCCAACCGGACUCGAAAUAUCGGCCGGGGCAGGCAGGGCAGCUUGGAGACACCUUCGCCCCGCCAUCACGCCGUGCCCACCACCGCUACGCAGUCAUCCGGCGGAGGUCUACUCUCCUCAGUUCGACAGGCGCUACGGUUCGGUCGAAGGAACAACGAGCAGCCCGCGGGCCACGGCACUUCGGACACGGUAGGAAGCGGACCAGUCACGCCGUCGCAACUCGAAGCCGGGAACCAGCCGUCUGCAGCUCCGGCCACGACACGGGCUACCGCUCAAUAG